AUGUCUGAGAAAGAGCAGGUCAUCCAGGCUUUACGUGCAACUUUAAUUUCAGUUAAGGGAGCACUCACACUGAAGCAAUGUAACCGUGACUACAAGGAGUUGCAAGGGGAAUGGAUUCCCUACAAAAAAAUAGGAUAUCCUACCCUUGAGAAAUUAUUUCAAGAAGUACCUGGUUUUAAAAUAAAAGAAAUAAAUGGCGAAUGGUAUGUUGAUGCUAUAGCCAGUCAAGAGACUCAACACAUUGCUUCAAUGGUAGCUCGUCAAAAGUCUAAUAAAAAACCAGCAAAACUUAGCACACCAAGUCGCUUUCCAAAGACUAAACAAGGUUCAUGGAGGAAGCCAUCAUCACUGACGAGUUACGAUAACCAAUACUCCAAACAAUAUUACAGAGCUAAAACAAACACUUCCCAUAAUAACAAUAAUAAUGGUUAUAAUGGCAAGGCUAACAUGAACAAAUAUUAUAAAUCGAAUGAUGCUAAACUGAACACAUAUCCGAACACGAAACAAACUGUAACGAAAUCAAACGAAAUUGUAGAAAAUGUUGCGGGAAAUAUUAAAAACUCAUCAUCAUCACAAGCUGCACGCAAUUUUUAUGGUGAAGAGUUUCAGACCAAGCAUUCCACAAAAAAUGAGAAAAAGACUGAGAUCAAUAGUUCCAACAAAAUUUCAGCUUCACAGAGGCUUUCUAACUUCAGAGAUAGGCUUAACACUGUUGAUGUAAUGAUACCGCUGCAGCUACCAGCUCAUGAUAAUGAGCUCUAUGAUAAGAGUGGAUACAAGAAAAAUGCGGAUCCUGUAUCUUACGCCGUGCCAGCAUAUAAUUUAGAACCUCCACCAGAUACAACUUCUAGUAUUAUAAAACUAGAAUGGACUUGUAAGAAGUUAGGACUUCCUCUGCCAGUGUAUAAAACUCAGGAUUGUAGACCUACAAAUGGUCCAGUGACAUAUGAUUGUACUGUCAGAGUCGGAAGUUCGUACAAAGCGUCAUCGUAUCCCAACUCGUCACCAACAGAGGAGUUGGCGAAGGAAGUGGCUUCAGAAAAAUUGCUGCACAUCAUACAGAGCUCAGAAGCUUCUGGACUACCUACUUCCUCAAAUAGUAAAGCCAUAAGCGGUCUUACGGAAUUAGUAUCGGAGCACGAAGCUGGUGUUUGGGCUAACACUGUUCCAUGCUUAUAUAGGGAAAAAUAUAAAGAAAAUUUACCAAAAAAUUGGUUGGAAUUAAUAGAAACGUGCCCACUAAUCAAGAAGGAGAAAGUAGUCAAUGGACUUCUAGUUCUAUUGCUCAACAUUGAGGACCGCAGUAACGUGACUUUGAUGGAGAAUCUCAUUUUGGACGACACCAUAGAUAGUGAUCUUCCGCCUUUGCAAUUUCCUGAAGAUGACUUUUGGAAUGUGUACAUAACAGUUGCAAACUCAACAAUCGAAAUUUGGCUGCGAAUUAUCGGGGUGCAAUAUAGCGAUGCAUUUGAAAAUCUUCUCGCGGACAUGACGCAAUAUUAUGACUACUCCGGCGCAACGGUGGACAAAUCUAUGCUCAUUGUGAACGCUUGGUACGCAGUGAAUCUGGACGACGGCGGCUGGCAACGCGCUAAAGUGCUCGAGAUAUACGACGAUACGGCCUCUGUGUUUCUCGGUGAUCACGGAGACGACGACAUUGUUGUUUUAGAUAAUAUUAAGAUUCUGGAACCACAAUUCCGUCGGCUGCCAGCACAGGCAAUCCUGUGUCGUCUGGAAGGCGCGGAGGAACUUUCCGAGACUGAGAUAGGUGCGGAGCUGGUGGCUAGGCGGCUCCCCGGUGAGGUGCUGGUCGCAGCCCCGGGGCCCCGAACGGACCCCACCGACCCCUCCGUCUCGGUGGUCCUAUUCGAUACCUCUACGCAGCGCGACUUAAACCUCAACAAGGAGAUCAUCCACGACUUCUGCAUAGCCGGCGCGUUCAACAUCACUCAGAAACUGUGUGAAGUGGAAGUCCGUUGUGUGACCGACGAGGGUCGAGUGUGGGUGUCACGCGCUGGUGGGGCGGACUUGGUCCGCAAAGCGCUGGCGCUGCUCACAGCGGGGCCUUUCCGUCGCCCGUUGCCUGCGGCACCUCAAGCGCCGCCUCCCCAAGCUGGCACCCUCUAUAUCGUGCGGACCAUCGCGGGAGACUGGGUGCGGUGUACGAUAAUCAGCGGUCUGGACGGCGAGGGCACGGUUCGCACCCAGCUCGUCGACAGCGGUCAGAUACUUCGAGCGCCGCUCUCUUCGCUCAUUCCUCUUCAGACCUUCUCGCAAGCGCUCAAUGAAUACCCCUAUCAGGCAAUGCAAGUGCGGUUGGGCCCUGCAGCGGAGAGCGUGGCCAGCUCGAUGGUGGAUCGGCUGCGCGACUUGCUGCUAGGCGAGCGCGUGCUGUGUCGCGCUGCGGCGUCCUCUCCCGCGUUCGUGUCCACUUCUGCACCGCACGUCGAGCUUUACGUACGCCCUGGACCUCAAACUCCCCUCGUACCAGUCAACCAUUCCAUAGUUGGGGAAUAUGAGUACCUUCAGCUUAGCAAAUCGCAAGAGGCAGUCAAAGAGAAAGAGCCAACGAGUCAUGUAGAGGCCUUGAACAAGAAGAAGGAGCGACUCUAUCGCACCGGUUCCAGCGGUGGCGUCACCGCGCCCCCGGUCGACAAGUCCCGUCCCCUGCCCCCACCUGUGCUGCCGUACGUCGGCCAAUGCAUUGAUGUCCGCAUCUCAAUAGCUGCUAAUCCUUGGAAUUUUGUUAUACAACCGAACAGAUCUAGACUCACACUAAAAGAGAUGAUGGCAUCACUGCAAGAGGAAUGUCCAAAGAUUCCAGAGGAAGAUGCACCGGUGAAUCCAGUGAGCGGAGAGCUUUACACGGCGUAUUAUGAUAAGGAUUCGUCAUGGUAUAGGGUCACUGUAGCAAACAGCGUAUCGUCGGAGUUGCUCUCGGUGUACUUCUGUGAUUUCGGAGACCUGGCGGUGUGCUCGAAGCGCGUGUUGCGGCCCGUCCCCGCCUCUGUUCCGCUGGCGCGUACUUUGCCGCCACAGGCCAUCAAGGCGCGCCUAUACGACGUUUGGCCGCUUCAUCAAGACUGGAGUGUAGAAGACUGUAUUAGAUUUCAAGAAUUGUGCGUAGAACAAGAAUUUGUCGCUGUGUGCAAGGAAGUAGGUAAAGAUCCUCUUAAUCCGAGCGAGACGCUGCUCACGCUCGACCUGAUAGACACCUCGACAGACGAGGACAUUUACUUAAAUAAACAACUCGUAGCUGAGGAAAGAGCACGUCUUGGCUCUGCAUCAAUACCUGACAAUUAG
This is a messenger RNA of Leptosia nina, 3303 nucleotides long. The record is from the annotation of a GenBank genome assembly. Lineage: Eukaryota; Metazoa; Arthropoda; Insecta; Lepidoptera; Pieridae.